AUGACAUCCUUCGGCAACAUCCUACGUCAGGCUAUAUUCAACGUCGAGUAUUGUGCUCCCUCGCCACCACUCUCGCCCUCACUCUCGCCCGGAUCGGAGGAAGGCUUCGCCAUAGAGGAUGUGGCUGGCUCCGAGUUCCCUCUAUCAUUUGCACGCCAGGAAAUCACCGGCAAUGAACUUGGCAUUGAUCCUCACCCAGCUGCUCGACCAGCUGGAUCGCGUGAGAGUGUGGCAAGUGGCGAUGGGCAGGUGGGACCUGACGAGCUGGUACACGAGUACCAUCCGGCUAUCCAGAAAUGGAUCUAUGAAGUUCAGAAAGCCCAUGACCGGCUUGGGGGUUGGUCUGCAACGCGAGAGGAGUUUAUAGAAAAUGCACCCCUACCCCCCGAUGAUCCUCGAGUUUUUGCAGUUGCGGCGUUCCUCCUUAUCAGUAGUCCCGCAUGGCCAGCGCACUGGCUUAUUUGGUGUUCCGAGAAGAGGGAAGAGAGUUGGAGGAGAAUGUGGGAGGAACUCAGUGCGUGUACCGUCCUCUCAACUAUCAUAGUAAAGCUGACACGACCUCCAUGGGGCGGUCUAACAGAGCGAAGUCCUCGCAGAAUAGUCGUCCCGAAUUCAGAACCUUAUAGUUCCCGGAUAACGAGUCUUGAUGACGUGCUAGACAGACAGAGCCGUGCUUGGGAGCUUGUACCUAGGGCGUGGUACACUCCGCUGAUUACCUAUCGCGAAAUGCCGGCAAAAGCCCCAGCUCCAGAGCCGCCCCAGGUAGCAACAAAAGCUACAAGGAAAUCAAAGGUAACGUCACGGAAGAAAAAGUCUGCGAAAAGAAAACGAGAAGCUGGGAAAGAGGGUGAGGACGGCGACGACGCACAAGUCAUCAGGCCACCCGUCAAGAGGACAAAACGAGAACCCCCACCUCCUUCCGAUCGAGUUCUCAAGUCAAUGGCGAAGGCCACAGCUACUUCCAGCGUAAUUGCCAAUCUCGAACCUCUGCAACUAAGGGAGAACGAGACGUCCUCAGACGCUAAUGGGGUGGAAAAUGAUCAUCAGGGGAAAGAUGUCGACACUAGUCCGCAGGCAGACGUUCAAGUCGAGGAGACCGGACCUAAUGCCCCGCAAGUUACUGUAUCCCCUCCUGCCCAGGAACGCGAGUGGAACACCUGUGCCAAGAAGGCAAAGGUGAUCAAGGUGCCACGGGCGCCGGAACGACAAAGUGCACGUCUGCGGGGUGUCCCAAAGGACUCCGGAUUACCGCACUUACAACCUUCUUUGACGCCGUCGACUGGGAGUACAACUCUCGUCGGGUCUGAAAUCACGCCCGCCGUGGACAGUGGAGCCAGGAGCGACAGCAAGGCCGACGGAAAGAGCAAGGCAUUAUCCGCCAUCUCCGAGGAGGAGCUUCACAAACAACUCGAGACCGUGAAUGAUGGCGAUGCUGAGGAGGAGCGUCAGGUCGUCCUCAAGCUCGAAGAUGAAGGGGAGUCCGAAGUUGAUGUGGUCGAGGAAGCCAAGCCGGUCUCAGAGAAGGCCGCGAGACAAUCCACGAAGUCCAAGGGCAAGGCCAAGGCUAAAGAAAGAGUAGCCACCAAGGUAAGCCCCACACAGCCGGGCAUAGCGAAGAAGUCAGAGCCAAGGAAGGUCGGCGCUCGAAAGAGCAAAGAGAAGGGCAAAGCUGAGGCAUCCGCCGUAAACCAACGCAGAGUCAACGCCGUGUGUGAAGAUGCGCAGGACAAGGAGAGUUGUCCACCAAACACAAAAACGCGUCGACGGACAACCAGUGUUCACAAGUGGAAAGACAGUGUCGCUGCCCCUUCCACUGCGGCUUCCACUGGGAAAACCUCGGACGCCCUACCAGAGGUCCAAGAGCAAACUGGGAGAAUCACGCGUUCUGCCUCUGCCUCGGUCCCUAGAGCCGCUCCCGAGACGGAGAGUCUCAAGAUAAAGAUACCUCCUCUGUCGUCACGUCCAGUGCCAGCCAGACGGUCGAAAGAGAAGACACAUGGGAACCCUGCCACUCGCCAAAAGCGUGAGACGGGGGGGAGGAAGAAAUUUUCGAUUUUGCCCGAAGCGUCCCGGAGACUCAAAUCUCAGGUGCCACUAGUCAUUGCCGGUGCGGAUACCCUGCAGUUUGCCAAUGGCAUCCGUUCCGUACUAACUUGGCCAUUGUUGGACUCCUUAAUGCCCUCUGUACUAGCAAUUGCGGGUGGGGUCCUGACCAAGUUAAAGGAGUAA
Gloeophyllum trabeum ATCC 11539 is the source of this 2229-nucleotide messenger RNA. RefSeq lists its product as uncharacterized. The transcript has 4 exons. The record is from RefSeq and is a predicted model, not a curated record. NCBI's taxonomy places the organism in Eukaryota, Fungi, Basidiomycota, Agaricomycetes, Gloeophyllales, Gloeophyllaceae. Bases 1 to 2229 code for a protein of 742 amino acids.